This is a messenger RNA of Vigna radiata var. radiata (mung bean), 689 nucleotides long. Its product is annotated as lachrymatory-factor synthase-like. The record is from RefSeq and is a predicted model, not a curated record. NCBI's taxonomy places the organism in Eukaryota, Viridiplantae, Streptophyta, Magnoliopsida, Fabales, Fabaceae. Bases 70 to 567 code for a protein of 165 amino acids. The transcript is spliced from 2 exons.
AAGUCUGAGUCAAGUAAUUACAGCGUUCCUCACUCUAACGACCACUUUCACUGUAUUAGGAAGAUAACGAUGACAGAGGAAUCUACUCCCAAAUGGGAAGGUAAAGCCAUGGCUGAGCUACCAGCCACUGUUCCACAACUUACAUGGGAGGUUCUGGAAGAUUUCUGCAACUUACACAAGUGGCUUCCCAUAGAAACAUGUUACCAUGUAGAGGGAAUUUCAGGUCAACCUGGUCUCGUCCGCUACUGUGCUUCCACUGUUGAAGAAGAAGGGGUUGGUGAUGAUGCUGAGAAGACAACAACCAUCAAAUGGGCCAAAGAGAAGCUGCUUGAGAUAGACCCUAUACAACGUUGUCUGACCUACGAAAUUGGUGAAAACAACUUCGGAUUUAAGUCCUAUGUGGCCACAAUGAAGGUCUUCCCCAUGAACCAGGAUGGAUCCAAGAUCGAGUGGAGCUUUGUCUGUGAUCCUGUUCAAGGCUGGAGCUUCCAAGAUUUGAACUCGCUUAUUGAGUCUUAUCUGGAGUUCAUGGUCAAGAAGAUUGAGCUUGCAUGUAACACAAACUAGUUUCAUCUCAUUCGAUCUAAUCAGUGCUGAUGGUUAGUUCAAAUCUGUGGGUAGAUUGGAAAAAAAAAAUUACUUUUAACAUCUGGGUCGAACCGAAUCCUUUUUAAAUUAUUGUUUAAACA